This is a messenger RNA of Rhagoletis pomonella (apple maggot), 1419 nucleotides long. It is a transcript of the gene bab1, whose product is annotated as protein bric-a-brac 1. Gene Ontology annotation, molecular function: DNA binding. Lineage: Eukaryota; Metazoa; Arthropoda; Insecta; Diptera; Tephritidae. Gene Ontology annotation, cellular component: nucleus. The coding region runs from base 1 to 1419 and encodes 472 amino acids. Gene Ontology annotation, biological process: regulation of transcription by RNA polymerase II. The transcript has 4 exons. The record is from RefSeq and is a predicted model, not a curated record.
AUGAUGGAAAAUUCGCAUGCUUGGAUGGGUGCAUCGAGCUCUUCAACAAUUGCAGCAGACAGCUAUCAAUACCAGUUGCAAUCCAUGUGGCAGAAAUGUUGGAACACCAAUCAGAGUUUGAUGCAUCAUCUACGCUUCCGCGAGCGUGGUCCACUCAAGUCAUGGCGUCCCGAAACAAUGGCCGAAGCUAUUUUUAGCGUACUAAAAGAGGGACUCUCACUUUCGCAAGCGGCACGCAAGUACGACAUACCCUAUCCGACGUUUGUACUAUACGCGAAUCGCGUGCACAAUAUGCUUGGCCCCUCAAUCGAUGGUGGUCCCGAUUUGCGACCCAAAGGACGUGGGCGUCCGCAACGCAUAUUACUCGGCAUAUGGCCGGACGAACAUAUUAAGGGUGUCAUCAAAACGGUUGUCUUCCGCGAUGCAAAGGACCUCAAAGACGAUAGUCUGGUACCACAUUUACCCUAUGGUCGGCAUUCGGAUGGCCCUAUGAACUACCCCGGCAUGAGUGGACCCUGCCCGAAUGGUGUACCGACGCCCACCGGUGAUCAAAUGUCACAGGAGGCUACGGCUGCCGCUGUGGCAGCUGUUGCGCAUAACAUUCGCCAGCAAAUGCAGUUGGCGGCAGCUGUUCAGCACCAACAUCCGUCAGAGGGUCCGCCAGGCCCCGGCCUCUUUAACUUGCCACCGCAUUUACAGCCACACUUAGCCGCCGCAGCCGCAGCUGGCUCGAGUGGUGCUGCGCCCGGCGGACAUGGCUCGGUGCCGCUGCCAAAGACGAGUAUAUCUCCUGCGCUCAGUACUACAUCGAAUCCUGGUGCCGCCUCAAUGUUGGGCCCACGACACGCUCCUUCGCCAUGCGGUCCUGGCUUGCCUGGCCUGCCGCCUAAUUUGCCACCCAGCAUGGCAAUGGCUCUGCAUAUGGGACGUUGUGAUCCGUCUGCUGUGCUCAGCCAGCAGCAACAGCACCAAUUACAACAUCUACACAUGCAGCAGCAACAAGUGUUACAGCAACAUCAACAGCAACACCAGCAGCAGCAGCAACAACAACACCAGCAGCAACAACAUGCUCUGGGUUACGCGUUACUUGAACAUCGUCGCCCCAGCCCAAGCGCCGAGUCACAUCUACACUCAACACUAACCGAGCUGGGAUUAGAUAUGGGCUAUAAGACAACGCGCAGCAGCGCCUACUCACCUACGCGUCUGUUCUCUGAGGACUUGGCCGCUUUGGUAGGCGCGAGUGAAGAUUCUCCGCCAGGUACAACGGCAACAUCGACCAUUGUAAGUAGCACCAGCACAGUAACGACGUCAGCAACGACUGGCGGUCAUACGGAAGUUAGCAUAACAUCCAGCGCAACGAGCGGUAAUAUAAGUUCCAGUAAUAUAAAAAUCGAACCCAUCACAACAAGUAGCGAAUAA